Drosophila obscura is the source of this 843-nucleotide messenger RNA. RefSeq names its product mpv17-like protein. The record is from RefSeq and is a predicted model, not a curated record. The coding region runs from base 124 to 705 and encodes 193 amino acids. Gene Ontology annotation, cellular component: membrane; cytoplasm. NCBI's taxonomy places the organism in Eukaryota, Metazoa, Arthropoda, Insecta, Diptera, Drosophilidae. The transcript has 4 exons.
CUCGCCAGCUGUAUUUUGUAACAGUUGAGCUUCAACUGCGCUCGCGGCUGGUCGCAGAAAUUUACACAGCCACAGCUCAAUUGUUACAAAUAAAAGAGACUUAAAUUAAAACAGGGAGUGACGAUGGCUCGCUUUGUUGCUGGAGCUCGUGGAAUCUUCCGUCGCUAUCCAUUUGUGACCAACAGUGCCAUCUACGGCAGCCUGUAUGUGGGGGCCGAGUACUCGCAGCAGGUUCUGUCCAAACGUUGGCUGGCGCCUGAGGCAGAGCGUGGGGAUAUCGAUUAUGCAACGAUAGGAAGAUACGCAGUGAUGGGUACCGCUGUAUAUGCCCCAACAUUAUAUGCUUGGUAUAAAUGGUUAGAUCGCACCUUUCCUGGUACCACUAAGACCAUAAUUAUUAGGAAAUUGGUACUGGAUCAAUUCAUACUUACGCCUUAUCUAUUGAUCAUUUUCUAUGCGGGCAUGUCCAUCAUGGAGGGCUCUGAGGAUAUUCUUCUGGAAUUGCGAGAGAAGUUUGUGCCAACUUUUGUACGUUCCUGUAUUUUCUGGCUGCCUGUUCAGGUUCUGAAUUUUUCCCUGGUGGCGCCACGCUUUCGCGUCAUCUAUAUGGGCGUUUGCGGCUUGAUUUGGGUUAAUAUUCUCUGCUGGAUUAAGCGACAGAGUUUGUCGACCAAAAUAGAAACAACUACAACAAAAGCCAGCUGAAGACACCGCAAAUCAGGUCCACACGUGAGAUUUGUAUACAAAAUAUACUGAUGAAAGAGUGCGAGGCUGCGUUAGUAAAUAAAGACAUAACUGGUACUACUUGCAAUAUCAGCCAUGCUCUAUGCAAAGUUAUAUAGA